Molecule: messenger RNA, 459 nt
Organism: Psilocybe cubensis
Lineage: Eukaryota; Fungi; Basidiomycota; Agaricomycetes; Agaricales; Agrocybaceae
Exons: 2
Coding region: 1-459 (152 amino acids)
Biological process (GO): small GTPase-mediated signal transduction
Molecular function (GO): GTPase activity; GTP binding
Source: RefSeq, a predicted model, not a curated record
AUGUCAUACUCAAAGUCUCAUGUUAUUCUUAUUGCCUUCGCCAUCGAUACUCCUGAUUCUUUAGAUAACGUUACGACAAAGUGGAUUGAAGAGGUCCGCAGCAUCUGUGGUCCACAGGUUCCAGUUAUCCUGGUUGGUUGCAAGGCUGAUCUUCGACCGUCGAACGAUGAACCAAGUGCACCUGAUAAUCCCCGUCAAUGGGUAACCCGAGAACAAGGCGAACGCGUAGCCAACAUCAUUGGCGCUCGUGCCUACAAAGAAUGUUCCGCUUUGAAGAUUGAAGGCGUGGACGACGUCUUUGAAACGGCAACGAGAGCGAGCAUGCUCAUGAGAGAUGGAGCUCCGAGUCACCUUCAAAAUUCGGAUUCUAGCAAGCAUCAUCGUCGACGGAGCAGUGGAAAAGGCACUUUGCCACAAGACGAGGACAGUAAAUCUUGGGGUUGUUGUGCAAUUUGCUAA